Messenger RNA from Mizuhopecten yessoensis (Yesso scallop), 1575 nucleotides. RefSeq lists its product as uncharacterized. The coding region runs from base 25 to 1107 and encodes 360 amino acids. The record is from RefSeq and is a predicted model, not a curated record. The transcript has a single exon. Lineage: Eukaryota; Metazoa; Mollusca; Bivalvia; Pectinida; Pectinidae. Gene Ontology annotation, biological process: DNA-templated transcription; regulation of transcription by RNA polymerase II. Gene Ontology annotation, molecular function: DNA-binding transcription factor activity, RNA polymerase II-specific; RNA polymerase II cis-regulatory region sequence-specific DNA binding.
CUCGACGAGAAAUCGUCAUUGGGUAUGUCUAACUACCAAAGUGUGAACGUCUCCAACCGGAAUCUUAACGAUUCGCGUGUGCUGUACGGACCUCGGUCUGUGUUCCAGUCUAACCUGUUUGCACAAACAGGCAAAGCGCUGGAUAUUCCAAUUUUAUCAUUUAAUGACAAUAAUUUCCCGGGUUCACCAUGUCCGAACGGAACCUUGACCACCCCUGGACCGGAAUCCCCCCAUCUGUACGAUAUCGGCAUUGAAGAGCUGAAGAGUGCUUUUUUGGUCGUAAAUGGGGAAGAAGAAAGAUCACUUUUACCAGAUCUAGAUCCUACACUUGAGAACUCUGUUGAUAUUGACAAACUUCUAAAUAGUCAAUUAAUCGGUGAACCAAAUUUGGAGGAUUAUAUAUCCCUCGACCUUGAAGGUGGUCACGCCUCAAACGAUUUUGAUACCGGAAACGAAGUUGUGAACGAAAACAUCACUCGACCGACUGUGAAACAAUUCUCAUCAAUUGUUCAACCUGAAACUGAAUAUAUGCAGCAAGGACAGAUUCUUGAGGAUAUCUUGGGGACCGAGAGGGCAGGGUGGCAACAGAUUGUCACCAUCAAGCCGGAGGACUUGGGGCUGCCCCCUUGUCAGUCCAGCGUGCUCCUCGAACCGGUCACUCGCCUGUUGACAUCAACUACAACGUGUGCGAGUGCCCCGCCCACCCCACCGAGCACUCCGGCACCCUUGUCGCCGACUCCGAGCACAGCAUCCUCUUCUAAGGAGCCAAUCUCACCUCGUGGUCCCCUCCCCCGAGGAAGACCGGGACGAAAACCAUCCGGGGCUGGACCAGUCCGGCAAAGUAGGAAACGUCAACUUGAUAAGGAAAGCGAAGAGUAUAGGGAUAAACGUUCGAGAAACAACGUGGCUGUGAGAAAAAGCAGAGACAAGGCAAAAAUAAAACAAGUCGAAACAGAAAGUCGUGUCGAAGACUUAGUCAGUGAAAACGAGUCGUUACAGAAGAAAGUCGAACUUUUAUCAAAGGAACUAAACGUUUUAAAAAGUCUGUUCGUCAAUGUGGGAGCAGCUUUACCGGAGAACUUUCUUAAACUCAUCGGGAAAUCCUGACAAAGAACGGACUCUUAAUCGUGUAUAUAGUUUAUGUGACAUUUUAAAAACUUGUUAUAUUAAUGAAUGGUGUAGUAAUUGUCGAAAUAGGAACUAUAAUGGCACUGAAAGAAAUGGCAGCAAAUAUUCAUAUUUCAAGUGUAAAUGGACACAAAAGUUAAAGUUGGACUCUUUACAUCAAUGGAGAAAUGGUCAUCAUUUUCAACAUCACGAACACUAUUUCAUACGGGACCAGCUAUGGACCACAUCAUUUAUAUUGAAUCGUCGUGUGUUAUCGGACUUGACGGCUUAUUGUGAGAACUGCUGUAGGCAAUUACACGAACACUGUGAACACUUACAUAAAAGUGACGAUGGUAAUGUUUAUGCUGAAUGCUUAGCUGGGCACCAUUUACAGUGUUUCCAUGCUAGUUUUUCUACUUUUGGUAUACAAUAUAGUACACAAUGUUAUAUAAAAUUUGAAAAAUCUAA